AUGGCCGGAAUGUUCAAUACAUUCCUCGCGAACAAGUCGUUCGUAGCGUCGAGAUGCUACAGGCACUUUCUUUCUUCCGCGAAGCCCCGCGCUCGCACCUUUCGCCCGAUCCUCCCCAGCCAGAGGAGACAUAUAUUCAGCUUCCCAACUAUUCGACGGGUGACCGAAACCAACACUGGGAAGCAAAAUGACACUUCAGAAUAUGGAUCGAAGGCUAUGGUACAGCUGGUACAUGCCCUGGAACAACAAUCGCGGCCUCCACCUCCUUUCAUUCUCGCGACGGGAUUCAUGCGGUUUAUAGACAAAAGGCUCGGUCAAGAUACGUUGACUCGUUAUCAAGCGGAGCUCCUUUUGCGCACCUUUCAGCACCUUUUAAGUGUCCCUUCAAAAGAUCCCCAAGGCUCUCUACGAGAAUUUUUAGAGCUCGAAAACUUUGAAUAUACCUUGGAAGCACUGGCGCGAGCAGACUUCACUCCAGAUGCCGCCGAGCUGGUUAAUGACUUGGCAAGAAAUGUCAUGGGACAGAUACGUCGAAUACGUGCGAGGACUCCAGAGGUAACUCCGGAGCCUAGUCUCGAAGCCUUCACGUCGUACAUCACCGUUCUCUCUUCCACUGGAUUUUCCGCCGAUGCAUUAAAGCUGACCAUUUCCUAUUGGAAAUCUACGCCAGACCUGAACAAUGAAUUAUCACCUUGGGCUAGUAUCAUAAAAGGAUUUGCCAAAGAAGGCAGACGUCUAGGGGCCGAACAAAAUACCCCGUCGAAGACCACAAUGGUGCUGAGGAAGAUGGAAGAAUGCGGUGUUACAUUGAAUAUGGAGCGCCAGGAAAAAUUGAUCUCCAUGCUAGUCGAUGGAAAUUAUUUCCACGCAAUCAAAACCGUGGCGGAGCUUCCUAUCGAAAAGUCAACAGCCACAAAUGUACAUCUACUCAAGUUCGCGCUUCGGCAUGCUAUGUACUCGUGGGCUGCAACAAUAGUCAGUUCAUUUCCAACACACCCAACUCCAGAAACUAGAGAUGCACUGCUUCUCUUUUCCUUUUUGCGGGGACGUUCUUCAGGCUCAAUUUGUAAACAGCUGGAUGAAAUGGCCGCAAACAAUCCAGAAAUACGAACUACAAUGACAAUUGACACGGUCAACAUGAUAAUCGAAUAUGCGAACCUACACAAGGAAGCAGAAAUUGCCCAACAGGCUAUACAAGUGGCACAGGCAUUGGGUCUAACUCCUAACGCUAGAACGGCUGUGCUACAGAUACAUUCACUGGUCCACUCGGGACAAAUUAAGGAGGCCGCGGAAUUGUUCCAAUCACUCGGCCCGGAAGUGGAAUUUGACUUAUCCAACGUUGAGUUCUUGAACGACUUCAUCAAGAAACUCUGUAUAGUGGAAAAUUCGUCAAUCGAUUUUGAUACCGUUAACACUCUUGUGGAUAUUUUGCAAGACGUGGGUGGCCGAUUUGACUCGAUGACCCUCAGCACUCUUUGCAAAGCUUUACUACACCGAGGCGAUUUAGAGGGUGUAUCUACUUUACUCCGGCCAAUUAUCGACACUUUCGACCCGUCAGAACUUCAAAAGAUCAGGUUGCCUUUCCUUGAUUAUAUCAAAGAUACCGAUCAAACAGUCGACAGCGCAUGGGAGGUGUACGAGCUUUUGAACUUGGCUAUACCUACAACCCCUGUUUCAACUAGGACGAUGAUCAUGAACGUGUUUUUUGACCGUCAGAGAUCCGAUCUUGCCUGCUUAGUUUUCGGUCAUAUGCGGCAAAAGGGCGACCCUAAUAUCCGACCAACAUCUUAUACCUAUGCUCGCUGUUUCCAAGGGAUUGCAAAGUGUGCGGACCCAGACAGUUUGCAAUUGGUCCACAAUAUGCUAAAACUUGACCUUCAAGUUGCUCCAACCACCAAGAUUCGCAAUAGCUUAAUGCUGGCCUAUGCCGCCUGCGGGUUAGCGGAUCAAGCGAUGAGAAUUUUCAGAGACAUACUUCACUCAGAAGAAGGCCCUUCUGAACGAACGCUAGUUGUGUUUUUUAGAGUCUGUGAAUCUUACGGCAACGGCCGGGAAGAGGCGAUUAAAAUGAUGGAGAAGCUGAAAUCCAUGGAUAUACUUAUCAAUAAUGACGUCUAUAAUGCAUAUAUUGGCGCUCUUGGAGGGCAUUGUGAGCUGGAACUCGCAGUCCAAGCUAUCAAGCAAAUGGAGUCACAAACCGGCUCCACACCAACUACGCUCACGCUUGUAAACCUCUACAACUCAAUACCGUACCAAUUCUGGAAAGAUCAGGCCGAAGAAUGGGCACAAGUCGCGUAUCCUGAACUAUGGAACACAAUAAAACGGUCCGGGCGAACGACAGACGAGGACGGUAUACAACAUCUGAAUAUAGAUAGGUCGGUUAAGGCUUAG
Messenger RNA from Nannizzia gypsea CBS 118893, 2391 nucleotides. RefSeq lists its product as hypothetical. The coding region runs from base 1 to 2391 and encodes 796 amino acids. The transcript has 2 exons. The record is from RefSeq and is a predicted model, not a curated record. Lineage: Eukaryota; Fungi; Ascomycota; Eurotiomycetes; Onygenales; Arthrodermataceae. Gene Ontology annotation, molecular function: protein binding.